Molecule: messenger RNA, 396 nt
Organism: Miscanthus lutarioriparius
Lineage: Eukaryota; Viridiplantae; Streptophyta; Magnoliopsida; Poales; Poaceae
Source: the annotation of a GenBank genome assembly
AUGGAUGGGCUGACCGGCAGCGAGAUCGCCGGCUUCGUGGUGGGUGCGCUGCUGCUCGGUGCCACCAUUGCUGCGCCCAAGGUCGACGGCUUCAUUGCCUCCUCCCAAAGAAGGUCACUUGGUAUGUGUAAAAGGUGCGAUGAUCUUCAGAUUGUAGCAUGCUCACAGUGCAAAGGAAUGGGCUCAGUUCGGAAAGGAGGCGUACUUAGUUUGGGCAUGCUAGAUGAUCUCUACGAAUCACUUGGAGCUGAAUUUGGUUCCAUGCACAAAGUGCAGAUCCAAAGGCCAUCUCUUGUGUCAGGAGUGCUCGAAGAUUGCAUGACCUUGAAUAAUAAUGGUACAAGGAAAUAUAAGGUUCUAAGCUAUGCUCACAAAUCUGCGGCUUUAAUUAAUUGA